This is a messenger RNA of Patella vulgata (common limpet), 9387 nucleotides long. Its product is annotated as myb-like protein X. The record is from RefSeq and is a predicted model, not a curated record. The coding region runs from base 240 to 1943 and encodes 567 amino acids. NCBI's taxonomy places the organism in Eukaryota, Metazoa, Mollusca, Gastropoda, Patellidae. Gene Ontology annotation, molecular function: protein binding. The transcript is spliced from 9 exons.
AGUGCCUAAAAAGAUAUGGAGUGAUUAUUUUUACAAAAAAAGAUGCACUUCAAAAAAGGUCAUUUACAGAAUAUUAUAAAGAUGCAAAUCCAGAAUUUAAAGAAUUCCUGGAAGAUUACUGUGAUAAUCGACAUUCUCUUAUCAACAACGAAAACCCUCAGCCUGAUGAUGUUCAUGGUAUUUUAAGACUCUUGCUGGAAACAAAAAGAAACAAUAACGGCGACCACUACAGAAAUACAAUGUUCGAGGAAGCUAAGAAGUUAUACCAAGACAAGCUCCAGAAGAUAGAAGAAGAGAAAACUAAAGUAGAGCGGGAACUUAAACAAAACCUUGAGCUGCAAGAAAGAGAUUUUAAACAACAACUCAAGCUGAAAGAAAGAGAACUCAAACAACAAGAAGAACAAGAAAAAGAACUCAAACAACAACUCCAGCUGAAAGAAGAAAAUGAGGAGACAUUUAAGGAGCGAGAGAAGGAAUUUAAGGCGCGGGAGAAGAAAUUUGACCAAAGAGAAACUGAGCUGGAGAAGAAAUUUGACCAAAGUGAAAAGGAGCGUAAAGCAUUGCGGGAAGAACUCAAGAAGUGGAAGCCAUCGGAUCAAGAUAAAGAUGUCAACUCUGUGACAGAUCAACAACCACAAAUCGCCAAAGUGACUCAUGCUGAUCCACCAGGACAAGAGAUAGAUUUGAAGACUGCGACAGAUUCACAACAACAAAUCUUUGAAGUGGAAAAAUUAAAACAGACGGUAGAUAUUCGAAACAUAGAUUUCGUAAAGCUAUGUAAUCUUCUUUUACAAGAUGGCUGUUUGAAUGAAAAAGACAAAGAGGAUAUAGUUUCAUCAGAAGCCUCAAUCAAUACAAUGGAUACACUAAUGGAUAUAUUACAUAAAACAAACAACAAGAAGGCCUACAUCAUUGUUAUUAACCAUUUAAAGAGUGGAACUACCAUGGAAACCACGAACACAACACAAGAUGACCCUAGACAUGAUACAAUGGUACAGACAGAUCAAACUGACAGAAUUACAGACACAGACACUGAAAAUAAAGCGAAUACCAAUAUUGAAGAAGCGGCUAAACCUGAUAUAUCUGUUUCAGAUAACCAUAUAAUCAUGGCGUACUCACAGGAAGCGACAAGCAAGAAGACAAGUAAACAAGGUCGCAAGGCCAGAGAUGACAUGGCAGAAAUGAAUAUACCACAAAAGGAUACGGAUGAUACAGAUCACUUACUAAUAGAUGAAGAAAGCAAAGGGAUGACAAUUCCAGAUACUGAUGAAGAAAGCAAAGGGAUGACAAUUCCAGAUGAUGUUAAAUAUAGUCAGACAUCUAUACAAAACAAUAUGGCCACCACCAUCACAUCAACAACUCCAUUAUUAAACCAACCAUUUGUUACACAAGAUGUAAUAACAACUAACUAUAAUAAAACAACCGACAACAAUAAAAUGGACUGGGAAUCAAUACGUCAAACUUGUCGAUAUGGUACACUUGAUGACGUCAACACUUUAAUACAUCAAAAUAUCAAUUUAAAUAUUCCUGUCGGUGAUGAUAAUAAUAGGACACCAGUAUUUUAUUGUGUAUCGUCUGACAUACAGCCGUUAGAUAAGAUACAAUUACUCUACUCUGCUGGUGCCAUGUUACAUGUAAAGAGUCGUUAUGGUUAUAGUUUAUUACACUGGGCGUGUUGGCGUGGUACAAUAGACUGUGUAAAAUAUUUAUUGGAACAAGGACUUGAUACAAAUGAUAGGAAUGAUGCUAAUAUGACACCAGUAUUUUAUUGUGUAUUGUCUGACAAACAGCCGUUAGAUAAGAUACAAUUACUCUACUCUGCUGGUGCCAUGUUAGAUGUUAAGAGUGAUCUUGGUAGUAGUUUAUUAGAAUAUGCUCGUCGGUGGGGUAGAAAAGAAUGUGUAUCAUAUUUACGUGAAUUAGGCCUUGAUAAAAGAAUAUAAAUGUCAAGUGUCGUGAUUAUGGUAGUUUAUUAGACUGGACUCGUCGGUGGCGUAAAUCAAAAUGUGUAUCAUAUUUAUUUUAAAUAGGCCUUGAUAAAUAGAAUAUAAAUAAUCAUACAACAUCUUUAUUUUACUUGUUAAUAAUUCUGUUAGAACUAAAUGAUGAAGAUGUUUUAUUUUGAUGUAAAUUUAAAGAUUUGUUAUAAACCAUUUUCUGUCAAUCAACAACAUUCUGUACACAGACUGGCUACCUGUCAGCCAUUAAAACUAGUAACACGUCAUUACAAGUUUUUACAACGUCAUUGGUUAUUACGUCACAAGUCAAUAGGUCACGUUAAAUCUAUUUAUAAACAAAUUGAAAGUAGUAUUACCAGGUUGAAUAACAGGAAUAGAAAAUCAACUGAUGUGAUGUUUUGGUGGUCAUCAAAGUCAACUUUAACCCAAUAUUGUUUUAAAUAACAACACAAUGAAUUAUAUUAACCAAGAGAUAUGAUUGGAGAGGAAUAGAAUAAUAUUUGAAAUGAUGUUGAAAGAAUAUAUUUACUAUAGAAGAGCUGCUGUAUUCGAACAUAAACCGUCAUUAAAAGUUGUUUGUGAUUAUUUGAUACUUGAUUGUGUCAAGAGAUAUCCACUAGAAAACUGUCCACUGUGUAAAAAACAUGUUUUAGCUGAAGAUCCUGAGAAUCAAUUGAAAGGUCGUAAAAAUCAGAUAGAGAGAGUUUAUUGUGGUCAUCUGUUUCAUAAUGGUUGUUUAGAUACGUACAUGAAAACACCUUCAUUUAUAGGAGGUAAAAAAUGUCCUUCCUGUGAUAAACGAAUGAAAAAUGGAAAGUGUCAGCUGAAGUAAUGGAGAAUAGAUGUGCACAUAAACAAGCUAAACAAAGAGAACUAGAAGAAGUUGUAGAUUUCUUUAAAAAAUUGAAAUAAUUUAAAAUAUACCUCUACUUUUGUAGAUAAACAUACCAAAUAUGUAUAUUCCACAAUCUUGGCUUCAAAUUUACAAAAAUAUUUAUUUACAUUGUAUUCAAUGUCUGACAUUUGAGAUAUUGAGGAAUCCUUUACAAACUACAAUAUUGUAAAAAUUGAAUCUCUGGAAGGCGUGUCAGUAUAAAAAUAUUCUGUUGAGUAUUUUACAAAGAUAUGAUGAAUUAAAAACGUGUCAAUAUUCGGAAUCUUCUACAGAUGAUAUAAAUGGGGUAUGAUCAAAAGUCAAGGCCACCUGUAAUCUUCUGUUUUAUCCGACUUGGGAGAUUUUCUAUCGUUAAUUUUUCUUUCUUAAAUAUGCAAUAUAUACUAUUCAAAAAAAGUAGGGGAUAUUUGAUUUUGGGGGCAUAAUACUAAAAUAUGCAAAUGACUACGAAAAAAGUCACUAUAGAACCUAACAGAAGAAACAUUUCCAUUUAUAUGUGACGCCCAAACGCACCAAUGGCUACCGCAUGGAAUGCAGGUGAUGCUUGGGAUCAUCAUGGGGGUCCAACCCAAGAUUUGCACGACUCUGACUUUGAAUGUUACAGUCAUUGUGGCAUUGAAUUCCAGGGUGGAAACAUCAGUUUAAUUGUUUUAGUGACCAGAAAACAAAUUUUGAUAUGCGUCGGCUUACCCAAAAUGAAAGGUUACGUGCCCUUGGCAUGCUACAGAUCGGCACAACACAGGCGGUUGUGGCUUGGACGAUGAAUGUUUCUCAGUCUGUCAUAAGCAGGCUAUGAUCCAGAUACCGUGAUACACAAUCUGUACAGGACAGACCACGCUCAGGUCGACCAAGGGCGACAACUCAAGCCCAGGAUCGAUUUAUCCGUACCUUGGCCUUGAGAAAUCGUGUCAUCACAGCAAAUCAGAUCAGCGCUCGUCUUCAAACAGACACUGGUGUGAGAGUGAGUGGCCAGACGAUUCGGAAUCGACUGCAUAGGGGUCACCUUCGCGCCCGACGUCCUCGCGUGAUCCCUUGUUUGAGAGAUCAUCACAUUCAGGCAAGACGUCGUUGGUGUAGGGAUCGUCAACACUGGGAUAAUCGACGCUGGAGCAAUGUGAUGUUUUCAGAUGAGUCAAGGUUCACUGUUGAUUUUUUGGACAGACGUAGGAGGGUGUGGCGUCGUCGAAACGAGCGCUUCCAAGACGUUAACGUCAUCAGACAUGAUCGAUUUGGGGGUGGUUCUGUUAUGGUGUGGGGAGGCAUCACUGUUGCUGGAAGAACGGCUUUACAUGUUGUUGCAGGGCGUGUUACAGGCCAGUACUACCGGGACAACAUCUUGGCAAUCCAUGUUGUGCCGUUCGCACGACGUCAUGGCCUCCGUUUCAUCUUCCAGGAUGACAACGCAAGAUGUCACAGGGCCAGGAUCGUUACAGGUUACCUCCAACAACAGAACAUCACCACAUUACCUUGGCCAGCACUGAGUCCCGACCUCUCCCCCAUCGAGCAUGUCUGGGACAUGCUUGGACAGAGGUUACGUCAACGUCAACAACGUCCUGCCAAUGUCCAAGAACUUGCUGCUGCGUUGCAACAGGAAUGGGACAAUCUGGACCAAAAUGACCUUAGACGUCUCAUUAGGAGUAUGCCACGUCGGAUCAAUGCUUGUUUGGCAAACAGAGGAGGAUUUACCCGUUGCUGACUUGGUUGUAAUGCUGUGGUAACUUUGCUGUUUGACCCCGGGUAUCAUUUUACCCUUAUAAUGGUCAGUCUGUGCCUUACUUAGUCUAACGAUCAUUUGGAAUAAAUCGAUGAAUGUGAACUUCAUUUCAUUUUGUCAUUUGUUUCUUCGUCAGUUUCAUUAUGUGACUUUAAUAACACUUAAAAAUCAAAUAUCCCCUACUUUUUUUGAAUAGUAUAUUGUAAUAUAUAGAAUCCGGUCUUUUAUAUAGGCCUAUUGUAAUAUUUGAUAUAAAACUUACAAGUUCUACUUACUUGUUAGCCUCCAUCUUGUGUCACGUCCAUCUUAGCACCGACUUCUCAGAUUGUUACAUAUAUUUCUAUUUGAUCAUUGUUAACACUAGUAUUUCAUCUUGGUUGUUAUAAUAAUUAUGUUUUAUAACCAGAGUCCAGCUAUGUGGUUUUUACUCCGAGAACUUCGCUUUUCCACAUUAAACAGUGGAUUCUUUUUCCCACAGGUUUUUUUUUCAAUCCGCUGCGAUGGCAUCAAACAGCUGGAUCUCCUAUUUUAACUUGUUUUAAUUAUACUAUUCAAAAAAAGUAGGGGAUAUUUGAUUUUGGGGGCAUAAUACUAAAAUAUACAAAUGACUACGAAAAAAGUCACUAUAGAACCUAACAGAAGAAACAUUUCCAGUUACAUGUGACGCCCAAACGCACCAAUAGCUAUCGCAUGGAAUGCAGGUGAUGCUUGGGAUCAUCAUGGGGGUCCAACCCAAGAUUUGCACGACUCUGACAGUCAUUGUGGCAUUGAAUUCCAGGGUGGAAACAUCAGUUUAAUUGUUUUAGUGACCAGAAAACAAAUUUUGAUAUGCGUCGGCUUACCCAAAAUGAAAGGUUACGUGCCCUUGGCAUGCUACAGAUCGGCACAACACAGGCGGUUGUGGCGCGGACGAUGAAUGUUUCUCAGUCUGUCAUAAGCAGGCCAUGGUCCAGAUACCGUGAUACACAAUCUGUACAGGAUAGACCACGCUCAGGUCGACCAAGGGCGACAACUCAAGCCCAGGAUCGAUUUAUCCGUACCUUGGCCUUGAGAAAUCGUGUCAUCACAGCAAAUCAGAUCAGCGCUCGUCUUCAAACAGACACUGGUGUGAGAGUGAGUGGCCAGACGAUUCGGAAUCGACUGCAUAGGGGUCACCUUCGCGCCCGACGUCCUCGCGUGAUCCCUUGUUUGAGAGAUCAUCACAUUCAGGCAAGACGUCGUUGGUGUAGGGAUCGUCAACACUGGGAUAAUCGACGCUGGAGCAAUGUGAUGUUUUCAGAUGAGUCAAGGUUCACUGUUGAUUUUUUGGACAGACGUAGGAGGGUGUGGCGUCGUCGAAACGAGCGCUUCCAAGACGUUAACGUCAUCAGACAUGAUCGAUUUGGGGGUGGUUCUGUUAUGGUGUGGGGAGGCAUCACUGUUGCUGGAAGAACGGCUUUACAUGUUGUUGCAGGGCGUGUUACAGGCCAGUACUACCGGGACAACAUCUUGGCAAUCCAUGUUGUGCCGUUCGCACGACGUCAUGGCCUCCGUUUCAUCUUCCAGGAUGACAACGCAAGAUGUCACAGGGCCAGGAUCGUUACAGGUUACCUCCAACAACAGAACAUCACCACAUUACCUUGGCCAGCACUGAGUCCCGACCUCUCCCCCAUCGAGCAUGUCUGGGACAUGCUUGGACAGAGGUUACGUCAACGUCAACAACGUCCUGCCAAUGUCCAAGAACUUGCUGCUGCGUUGCAACAGGAAUGGGACAAUCUGGACCAAAAUGACCUUAGACGUCUCAUUAGGAGUAUGCCACGUCGGAUCAAUGCUUGUUUGGCAAACAGAGGAGGAUUUACCCGUUGCUGACUUGGUUGUAAUGCUGUGGUAACUUUGCUGUUUGACCCCGGGUAUCAUUUUACCCUUAUAAUGGUCAGUCUGUGCCUUACUUAGUCUAACGAUCAUUUGGAAUAAAUCGAUGAAUGUGAACUUCAUUUCAUUUUGUCAUUUGUUUCUUCGUCAGUUUCAUUAUGUGACUUUAAUAACACUUAAAAAUCAAAUAUCCCCUACUUUUUUUGAAUAGUAUAUUGUAAUAUAUAGAAUCCGGUCUUUUAUAUAGGCCUAUUGUAAUAUUUGAUAUAAAACUUACAAGUUCUACUUACUUGUUAGCCUCCAUCUUGUGUCACGUCCAUCUUAGCACCGACUUCUCAGAUUGUUACAUAUAUUUCUAUUUGAUCAUUGUUAACACUAGUAUUUCAUCUUGGUUGUUAUAAUAAUUAUGUUUUAUAACCAGAGUCCAGCUAUGUGGUUUUUACUCCGAGAACUUCGCUUUUCCACAUUAAACAGUGGAUUCUUUUUCCCACAGGUUUUUUUUUCAAUCCGCUGCGAUGGCAUCAAACAGCUGGAUCUCCUAUUUUAACUUGUUUUAAUUAUACUAUUCAAAAAAAGUAGGGGAUAUUUGAUUUUGGGGGCAUAAUACUAAAAUAUACAAAUGACUACGAAAAAGGUCACUAUAGAACCUAACAGAAGAAACAUUUCCAGUUACAUGUGACGCCCAAACGCACCAAUAGCUAUCGCAUGGAAUGCAGGUGAUGCUUGGGAUCAUCAUGGGGGUCCAACCCAAGAUUUGCACGACUCUGACAGUCAUUGUGGCAUUGAAUUCCAGGGUGGAAACAUCAGUUUAAUUGUUUUAGUGACCAGAAAACAAAUUUUGAUAUGCGUCGGCUUACCCAAAAUGAAAGGUUACGUGCCCUUGGCAUGCUACAGAUCGGCACAACACAGGCGGUUGUGGCGCGGACGAUGAAUGUUUCUCAGUCUGUCAUAAGCAGGCCAUGGUCCAGAUACCGUGAUACACAAUCUGUACAGGAUAGACCACGCUCAGGUCGACCAAGGGCGACAACUCAAGCCCAGGAUCGAUUUAUCCGUACCUUGGCCUUGAGAAAUCGUGUCAUCACAGCAAAUCAGAUCAGCGCUCGUCUUCAAACAGACACUGGUGUGAGAGUGAGUGGCCAGACGAUUCGGAAUCGACUGCAUAGGGGUCACCUUCGCGCCCGACGUCCUCGCGUGAUCCCUUGUUUGAGAGAUCAUCACAUUCAGGCAAGACGUCGUUGGUGUAGGGAUCGUCAACACUGGGAUAAUCGACGCUGGAGCAAUGUGAUGUUUUCAGAUGAGUCAAGGUUCACUGUUGAUUUUUUGGACAGACGUAGGAGGGUGUGGCGUCGUCGAAACGAGCGCUUCCAAGACGUUAACGUCAUCAGACAUGAUCGAUUUGGGGGUGGUUCUGUUAUGGUGUGGGGAGGCAUCACUGUUGCUGGAAGAACGGCUUUACAUGUUGUUGCAGGGCGUGUUACAGGCCAGUACUACCGGGACAACAUCUUGGCAGUCCAUGUUGUGCCAUUCGCACGACGUCAUGGCCGCCGUUUCAUCUUCCAGGAUGACAACGCAAGAUGUCACAGGGCCAGGAUCGUUACAGGUUACCUCCAACAACAGAACAUCACCACAUUACCUUGGCCAGCACUGAGUCCCGACCUCUCCCCCAUCGAGCAUAUCUGGGACAUGCUUGGACAGAGGUUACCGCAACGUCAACAACGUCCUGCCAAUGUCCAAGAACUUGCUGCUGCGUUGCAACAGGAAUGGGACAAUCUGGACCAAAAUGACCUUAGACGUCUCAUUAGGAGUAUGCCACGUCGGAUCAAUGCUUGUUUGGCAAACAGAGGAGGAUUUACCCGUUACUGACUUGGUUGUGAUGCUGUGGUAACUUUGCUGUUUGACCCCGGGUAUCAUUUUACCCUUAUAAUGGUCAGUCUGUGCCUUACUUAGUCUAACGAUCAUUUGGAAUAAAUCGAUGAAUGUGAACUUCAUUUCAUUUUGUCAUUUGUUUCUUCGUCAGUUUCAUUAGGUGACUUUAAUAACACUUAAAAAUCAAAUAUCCCCUACUUUUUUUGAAUAGUAUAUGACAAAGUGAGAAGAUGACCAGCCCUCUCUUCUCUUCUCACGACAGCGAUGUUAAAACUGUGUUUUAAAGUAACUUUUAGAUAUACAAGAACUUUUUAUUAUUUAGUGUUUUUACCUAUUUUCUAUAUAUUACUCAUUCAGAUGUAAAUAACUUAAUUAAAUCAACCUGUCCAUAAUAUCGUGCAAUAAACAACAACAACGCCCUAAGGGCAGAUAACUGUUCGUUGUAUUAAUAUGUAACCAAGAGAUAAAACCGAAACUUUUUAACAACUACCAUAUAUUCACAACCUUUUAACUAAUUAGAAAGGUGAGAAUCGUGGUCGUGAUGGAACUUGGUCAUACAUGUUAAUGUUACAAAUGUCAUCAUUAAUCGGCAGAAUAUGCCGCCAUUAUCACCGGGUAAACCAAUGUGCGACGUCAAGGACGUUAAGGGUUUGUGAACGUUAUCUCCCAUAUUUAAUAUAUUAUAGAAUGAUUUACUAACUAUUUUAUUGUUAUUCAUGACAUGACAUAACCUUGAAAUAAAGGAACGGGCAUAUUGAACGUAUUAUUAGUCUUAGUCGUUAGACAUUGAAGGAGGAAAACAACAGAUAAUAAGACGCCAGCUCGGAGAUCCUGACAAGUCCAGCUAUUUGGCUAUCCCACUCUCCCAUCCCCACAUUUAUUUUAUAGUAGACAUCGAUACGGACAGGGUGUCGAUAACCUUACAAUAUAAGAUUUAGAUAAAGAGCUGACAGUUCUUGCUAUAAUAGUUCUUGUUGCUUAUGGUGGGCCUAUAGGAGGCGUGAUUCAAGCUCCUGUCUGUUUUAAAAAUAUUUUUUAUAAUUCUUAUACUCAUCUCAUAAAUUAUAAAUAUUUUAUAUUAGUUAAUAAACAAUGUAAUAUUG